CGCCGGCGCAUCACAGUCAAAACAACCUUCAGAAUGAGCGCUCACGCUCUCUGGGUCCUCUGUGCAGUGGUCUGUGUUGCUGGUGUGAGUGCCACAGUGCAAGAUGCGCCUGCACCUGAUAAGAAAAUCGAACUUUUUGAUGGGGUCCGGGUCAAUAUACCCCAGGAGAGCAACAGCACGGGACCGGUGAUGUCUUUGGAGGUGGACACCGGGAGUACAGUCGUAGGUCGAGGGAAGCAGAAGAAGCUCCUGGAGCGAAUCCUGCCGAUGUUCAUCAUGCCGUUCCUCAUCCAGUCCACGAUAGUCCCGCUAUUCCUCAGCAUGCUCAAGUUCAUGCUGAUGAAGUCUCUCUUCGUGGGAAAACUCGCUCUCAUGCUGAUUAUUAUUAACGCGUUUAAAAAUAAUAACGCCGUAAAGGGACGAGAUGCUGUGAUGGCAGAUAUACACUAUGGGUACCAUGGAAACGGGAUGGAAGAGUAUGGUGCAUACGUAAAUUAAAGGCUAUGUAGAGAGAGAGAAUAAAGAUAUUGAUAGAGAAAUAUCAGUUUAGGGCAGUCCACUACUCGUGAUAAACUCGUGGAGCCCCAAAAGCUCUCCCACCUUUUCAUCCAGUAAUUCAGCUAUUAAUAAAUCUUCAAAAUGUUCGGUUAUUCUAAAGUGACGACAUUCAAUAACCCCGUCAAGUGACGGUUAUCUGGUUCGCAGUGUCUGUGUUUAAUUUCGUUUCUAAGGAAAAUAAGAACAAUUUCCUUGUUUAUUUUCGACGAAAAUUUUGGUGGCAUCUUUAGGCCUAUACAUACUUACCUAUGCAGCUUAGCAGGAUUAUGAAAAAAGUAUGUAAACCACUGCUUCCAUUGCGGUGACAAAACCAGACGAUUUCAGUUUUUCUACAAAAAGGUUGUUUCUUCAACAAUGACUCUCUUACUAAGUAAGACCUAGCUAAUCUAGAUUUAUUAAAAUACUUAAAUGUGAUAAUGGCAGCACGUUCGCACAUUUAAGUAUUCAAAGGAUGAAAAUCUUUUAAGAUUGUGGUAAUUAAGUUAGCUUUAGCCUUUUCUAAGUCAUACUUUUAUCAUGAAAAAUUGUCUUGUACUUAUAUCAAUUAUUAUAAGUAUUUUUCAGUGAUUGUACCUAAAAGUACCUACAUAAUUUACCUAAAAAUAUUAUUCCACCCACAGCAUCAUCUCUAAAAUCUGAGGCCUCCACCUAAUUACUAUCAAUACUAGGUACUAAGUAGCAUUUGUAUACACUUUUGAGAGCAAAAGUAAAAAAGGAAGCCUAAAUUCCUCAGACAAAAACAAUUAUGUAUGAGACUUUUUAAUGAACUUUCACUGAGCGACUUUUUGGUUUGUUUGUCCGUAGAUAGGUGAUACGUAGUAUUAAGACUAUAUCACCUGUAAUCACAAACGAUGCUUACUUAAGUGAAGCAGCAAAUCGAACGCACAGUGUUGAAUAGAGCUCUGUAAUUGGUUCGUGUGUCACCCUGUGCGUCCACGCGCACUGUGAGACCUCUUAGUAAUGUUUGUGAAUACGGGCGCGGGGUUGUUUUUCAACACCUAUUGAAAACAAACAUAUUAUAAGCAUAAUUGAAAACAAACAUAUUAUAAGCAUAAUUUGUCUGUACAUUCUAACU
Molecule: messenger RNA, 1633 nt
Organism: Ostrinia furnacalis (Asian corn borer)
Lineage: Eukaryota; Metazoa; Arthropoda; Insecta; Lepidoptera; Crambidae
Gene: Osi22
Product: Osiris 22
Exons: 2
Coding region: 34-498 (154 amino acids)
Source: RefSeq, a predicted model, not a curated record